AUGGGAAUGAGAAAAAAGGAAACAAUAAAGAAAGCACAUAAACCCGGUGUUGCGAAGGGCUUGUCAUACCGCAGACCGUGGGCUACGUUCGUCCCCACAUUAAUAUGUUUUCUUCUGUUAAACUACCUUGCGUUUGGGACGACCGUCGACGAAGAGGGAACUGACCUUGUUGUACCCUCGGGCCUUGGUGACAACAAUACUUCAUCCCUUUCGAAGCUGCAGUUAUUGUUUGAGGACCGCUUGAUGCGAAGUUUGUUUCGCGUUGGGCUAUUUAUGUUUCGCGAGAUGAAAGUGAUUCAACUUGUGGCUGUGCUAGCGUUCGUAAUACAUUGUGGGGAAGCAGGGCUUGCAGCAGGGAUUUGCAUUCGCUGCAAGGCAGACCGAAGGACAUUCGGAUUGUACACUGUAUUAACGCUUUUGGGUGGCGCCACGCAGCUCGGCCCGCUCUUUGAGGCAGAAAAGGACUACUUGAAGGACACCACAAACAUUACAACGAAGGACGACGUAUCGAAGAAGGCAUAG
This is a messenger RNA of Trypanosoma brucei brucei TREU927, 522 nucleotides long. RefSeq lists its product as hypothetical. Bases 1 to 522 code for a protein of 173 amino acids. The record is from RefSeq and is a predicted model, not a curated record. NCBI's taxonomy places the organism in Eukaryota, Euglenozoa, Kinetoplastea, Trypanosomatida, Trypanosomatidae. The transcript has a single exon.